ACGGAAUGCAGCCAUAGUCGAGGAUAUUUCUAUCUCCCUCUCACCGCCAGUGUUUGUCAUUUUGUCAUCAAUACGCUGUCGCCGUUAUUUAUUUAUUUCAUCUGAAAAGCAACAGUUCGUGGAGUGUACGUCUCAACAGAUCAGAAGGGAUACGAAUAAGGUAAAAUCAUGAGUGUGGAGGCGUACGGGCCGAGCUCACAGACUCUAACGUUCCUCGACACGGAGGAAACCGAGCUGCUGGGAGCGGACACCCAGGGCUCCGAGUACGACUUUACCGAUUUCACCCUGCCGAGCCAGACCCAGACUCAAGGCCAAACCCAGAGCCAGCUGGAACACCAGGUAAAUGGCCCUGACGGUCUGCUACAGAACGGAGAUGAUCCUGUGGUGAAAGCCAGUCAGCUGCUGGCAGAGUUAAACUUUGAGGAGGAUGAAGAAGACACCUACUACACCAAGGAUCUACCUAUACAUGCCUGCAGUUACUGUGGCAUUCAUGACCCAGCUUGUGUGGUUUACUGCAACACCAGCAAGAAGUGGUUCUGUAACGGCCGUGGAAACACUUCCGGCAGCCAUAUAGUGAACCACCUGGUGCGAGCAAAGUCCAAGGAGGUGACCCUGCAUAAAGAUGGUCCCCUGGGGGAAACAGUUCUUGAGUGCUACAACUGUGGCUGUCGCAACGUCUUCCUCCUGGGCUUUAUCCCUGCUAAAGCUGACUCAGUAGUGGUGUUGCUGUGCAGGCAGCCAUGUGCCAGCCAGAGCAGCCUGAAGGACAUCAACUGGGACAGCUCACAGUGGCAGCCACUCAUCCAGGACCGCUGCUUCCUGUCCUGGCUUGUCAAGAUCCCAUCAGAGCAGGAGCAACUCCGUGCUCGUCAGAUCACCGCCCAACAGAUCAACAAGCUGGAGGAGCUCUGGAAGGAAAAUCCCACUGCGACUCUGGAGGACCUGGAGAAACCUGGUGUGGAUGAGGAGCCCCAACAUGUGCUGCUUCGCUACGAGGAUGCUUACCAGUACCAGAAUAUAUUUGGUCCCUUGGUGAAGCUGGAGGCUGACUAUGAUAAGAAACUCAAAGAGUCCCAGACUCAAGACAAUAUUACAGUCAGAUGGGACCUGGGGCUGAAUAAAAAGAGGAUUGCUUACUUUACUCUUCCCAAGACAGACUCAGACAUGCGACUGAUGCAGGGAGAUGAAAUUUGCCUGAGGUACAAAGGAGACCUGGCCCCUCCAUGGAAAGGCAUUGGACAUGUCAUCAAAGUCCCUGAUAACUAUGGUGAUGAAAUCGCCAUAGAGCUGAGGAGCAGUGCUGGGGCUCCAGUGGAAAUCCCUCACAACUUCCAGGUUGAUUUUGUUUGGAAAUCCACCUCCUUCGACAGAAUGCAGAGCGCCCUUAAGACCUUUGCUGUCGAUGAGACUUCAGUGUCUGGUUACAUCUACCACAAACUGCUUGGACACGAGGUCGAAGAUGUUGUCAUCAAGUGCCAGCUGCCCAAACGCUUUACAGCUCAGGGCCUGCCUGACCUGAACCACUCCCAGGUGUAUGCUGUGAAGACGGUGCUGCAGCGUCCUCUCAGUCUGAUCCAGGGUCCUCCUGGCACAGGGAAAACUGUGACCUCUGCCACCAUUGUCUAUCAUCUGGCUCGCCAGGGCAAUGGGCCGGUGCUGGUCUGUGCUCCCAGUAACAUUGCUGUCGACCAGCUGACAGAGAAGAUCCACCAGACUGGACUAAAGGUGGUGAGGCUGUGUGCAAAGAGCAGAGAAGCUAUUGAUUCGCCUGUGUCCUUCCUGGCUUUGCACAAUCAGACCCGCAACAUGGACAGUAUGCCUGAACUUCAGAAGCUCCAACAGCUGAAGGAUGAGACCGGAGAGCUGUCCUCCUCUGACGAGAAGCGAUACCGAGCUUUGAGACGCACAGCAGAGAGGGAGCUGCUAAUGAAUGCUGACGUGAUCUGCUGCACAUGUGUUGGUGCGGGUGAUCCUCGUCUGGCUAAGAUGCAAUUCCGCUCUAUCCUGAUUGAUGAGAGCACCCAGGCCACUGAACCAGAGUGCAUGGUGCCUGUAGUUCUCGGAGCAAAACAGUUGAUUCUGGUGGGUGAUCACUGCCAGCUGGGCCCUGUGGUGAUGUGUAAGAAGGCAGCUAAAGCUGGUCUGUCUCAGUCCCUGUUCGAGCGUCUGGUGGUUUUGGGGAUCCGGCCUAUCCGUCUGCAGGUUCAGUACCGCAUGCACCCAGCCCUCAGUGCCUUCCCCUCCAACAUCUUCUACGAGGGCUCUCUGCAGAACGGAGUCACUGCUGCGGACCGUAUGAAGAAAGGUUUUGACUUCCAGUGGCCACAGCCUGACAAGCCGAUGUUCUUUUAUGUCACUCAAGGCCAAGAGGAAAUUGCUAGCUCUGGAACAUCCUAUCUCAACAGGACUGAGGCAGCUAACGUGGAGAAAAUAACCACCAGGCUGCUUAAAGCUGGCGCAAAACCAGACCAGAUUGGCAUCAUUACGCCUUAUGAGGGACAGAGGUCCUACCUGGUCCAGUACAUGCAGUUCAGUGGCUCCCUUCACACCAAACUCUACCAGGAGGUGGAAAUAGCCAGUGUGGACGCCUUUCAAGGCAGAGAGAAGGACUUCAUCAUUCUGUCUUGCGUGAGGGCCAAUGAGCACCAAGGAAUCGGCUUCCUCAACGAUCCCAGACGUCUUAAUGUGGCGCUCACCAGGGCCAGAUAUGGUGUGAUUAUUGUGGGAAACCCAAAGGCCCUGUCCAAGCAACCGCUGUGGAACCACUUGUUGAACUACUACAAGGAGCAGAAGGUCCUUGUGGAAGGGCCUCUCAACAACCUGAGGGAGAGCCUCAUGCAAUUUAGCAAGCCACGCAAGCUGGUCAACACCAUCAACCCUGGUGGUCGAUUCAUGAGCACAGCCAUGUAUGAUGCUAGGGAGGCUCUCAUUCCUGGAUCUGUUUAUGACCGCAGCAGCAAUGGGCGGACGUCUAAUAUGUAUUUUCAGACCCAUGACCAGAUCGGUAUGAUUGGUACAGGACCCAAUCCAAUGACAUCCAUGAACAUCCCCAUCCCCUUCAACCUGGUCAUGCCCCCCAUACCUCCGCCAGGGUACAUGGGACAGGUCAAUGGACCAUCAGGAGGUCGUGGUGGAGGAAUGAAAGGAAAGGCAGGCGGUGGUGGAGGUGGGGCUCGGGGUGGCCGCCAAAGAAACCGGGGCAACAUGGGGAACCACAGUGGAGGAGAGCGUGGGCAGCAUGGCCACAUGAGCGGCAGCCAGGCCAGCCAGGACCUAGGCUCCCAGCCGUUCUCUCAGGGGCCUCUGACGCAGGGCUACAUCAACAUGAGCCAGCCGUCACAGAUGAGCCAGCCAGGGCUCUCCCAGCCUGAACUCUCACAGGACAGUUACCUUGGAGAUGAGUUCAAGUCCCAGAUUGAUGUGGCUCUGUCCCAGGAUUCCACCUAUCAGGGGGAGCGGGCCUACCAACACGGUGGUCUAACUGGACUGUCCCAGUACUAGACUGCUGCUGGAAGGAGCUAGGCCUAUGUGAAGCUUAGUUCAUUGGUAUUUUAAUCUGGGUAAUAACAAAAAAGAACAAACAAGGAUACCCGUUUUCCACUGCUACAACCGAAGCACCACUGUGUGAAAGUAACAGGAGAGAGACCGUGAGAAACCAACCAAUCACAAGAGUGAGAGCAAGAAAAGGGAGUAGAGCUGGACAGGAAACAAGCAAGAAACGAGAGAGAGAGAGAGAAGGCACUGCUGCUCACACGCGAAGACAUGGCGAAGGAGAAAAGCUGUUGUUGUCACAGCAGCGCAGUCUGACAGGCCAGACCUUGGACAGGUCUGGAAGGGUGGCUGGUCCAAAAGAUUCUGGAGAAGGGACAACCGUCACCUUGUCCCUUGUGUGUCCCUGAACCCUCGGGGACCUCCAGGCUGUGUGGUUGGAAGUCUUGCUCCAAAAGCUGAGAAAGAUGGAGAAGAGGUGUCUCACACAAAAAGUCCUCCAAGCUAAAUCAACAGGACGUCUUCUGUGACUUGGAGAGCGGGAGAGAGAAAACAAAAGAGGACGCAACUCUUUAAGCAGUUGAUGUGGGAACUUUUUUUAAACUCAAAGCUUGAAUUGAGGCUCUGCUUUUUGUCACAUUUAAGCAUCCAGGAGAGAAGAGUGAAACACUGUUUGGCUACUCAAGUGAACUCUGAAGUGCUUGUGUUGUUGUGCCUCAAAAUGUUCAAACGAAAUUUGAGGAUUAACUUAGCCACGGAUCAUUCACUUUUCUUUCUCAGCUUUGAGUUGGAAAGUUUUCUUGAUAAAAGCUGUUUUCAUUGAGGUUUUCAGUGAUGUAAGCUGGCGUAGUUGGCCGUCUUUCUCAAGGUGGUCUGCAAAAAACAAGUGGUGGACUUAAAAAACAUGUAAACAUAAAAAAACAUCUUUGUCUCCAGAUCUGAGGAGAUACACUUGAAGUUCAUAAUGUAGAGAGACAAGUUUGUAUUUGUUCUUCUACUUGUAUCUUUUGUAGUUGUGAAAGUGAACACCAUAACCAGCUUGAAACUGAAUGAAACAGUUGUUGUUUUCUGGUGACUUUUAAGCCACUAAAGAUAGCAGGCAGAUCAUCUUGUGCUUAUAUUGCUUAAUGCAUCAAUUAAGCCAAAUUAAGAGGGCACUAAUCCCAACAACCUUAGUCUACAGACAUACGUUAAAAAACAUCUAUACAUGAAAUUUUUAUUGUGGAAUUCUGAAGAAAUGAUGAGCUGUAGUUUUCAUGCCUGUGUGGUAUCGGACACAAGUACUCACUACACAGAAAUCUGAACCAGCAAUGCCCAGUCUGAAAACAAAUGAGUUGUAUUUGACUUUGGUGAAAUAAUUUUAUGUGGGAAAUCCCACUUAUUCCCAAUAACAGAUAAUGUUAUAAUAUUAAAUUUGACAUAAAGACAAAUUUAAAGCUCCUUUGGGGUGUUUUUAAACCGUUAGAAAAACUCUGAAAUUCAUACUUUUUUUCUCUUUGUGACAUUCAAAGGCAAAUAAAACCAUCCGCAUAAAGAUCAACUUAUUAUUUGAAGUUAUAUUUCUUGGCUGAUAAUGCUUCUGCAGGGUAGGUGUCAGAUGAAGGGCUAAAUAAUGUGCUGUUUGACAUUUUCCACCGUAGACAUGAGGGAUACCUAUCAGUUAAAAGAAAGCAGGAUAAGAUUUCUAUUAACAAAGAAAAAAAAAAGCUGAAAAAAUCAGCAGAGAUGAGGUGUGUCGCUUUCUCCAGAGGAAGCCCAAGAUCAACACAAACCAAAAGCUCCUCACUAGAGCUUUAAAUUGUUGAUAUGAUGAUUGUGGGGAACUGUUUAGUCGGAUCAGAGUUAAGUCAAGAGAACAUUUUUUUGCUUCCCCUUUUUUGUCUUUUGUUGUUCGAAAGUCUUGAAUGAAUAUAAAAAAAAGAAGCUGUCAUAAUUAGUAGUGCGUUUUAUCAGUGUAAAAUAAUUAGCUUGAUGUAAAAUUUGGUAAACAUUAGUAAACGUAACGUCUUAGUUUCAGUGCUCUGCAUGUGUUGACAACAACUUUGUUUUUCUGCAACCCACAAAACGGUAUGAUCAUCACUGACAUAAGCCUGGGUUGAGUCUGUUUAAUUUCUUUCAUGCUUUUAAGCACUCAGUGGCACAAGGCACUAGGGAUGUGCUCUUGAAACUGUUUCAAUGAUGGGGAUGUAGCAAUACACUCAGCUUUUGAUUCCUACCAUGUUACCGAGCCAUAAGAAUUUGACACGACUUUUUCAUUUUUUCCAAAUUUUACAAGAUUGAAGUAAAUAAAUGAAAUAUGAUUUUUCUAUUUCAGCUUGCCGGUUAAUAAAAUGCUAAUGCAUUUUUUCUUUAUGCAUGUGAGAAAUACUUUAUGAAUGUGAGAAAUACUUCUGAAUUUUGAGAUUUUAUAGUUACUAAUAAUGCGAUGCAUAUUUUCUUCUUCUUAUAAUUACACUGAUAAGUGAUUCUCCUUCAGCUGACGUCAAGCAAGGGAAGCAUAAUUUAGUCAAAUUGAUUCAAACUGUCAAUAUUUGUUUUGAUUUCUAAUUGUAUUGAGAGAUAUUGUUACAUCCCAAAUCACUAAUAACUAAUUUCAAGCAUUCAUGUUCCCACAACAAUGAACAAUUAACCUAGUUUCAUUUUUCCCCUUGUUGCUCCAGGUUUUCUGUAUUUCCCACAUCAGAUUAAUAUUUAAACCCUCUUUAUGUCUGAAUUCUCUGUAGGUUGCUCACUGCUCAGUAGGUUAUUUGUUUGUUCUCUAGAUGUGACAUCUUUAUUAGCUAGAUGCACCCAUUACCUCACAUUUUAAGUCUGAAAAUAUAAAACUUACCACUAAACCUUCCUCACACACUUCCCCAGAUGCAUGUCUAAAGACUAGAAGGUUAGUUUCUGAGUUGGAUUUGUUCCUCUGAUAUACUUUUGCUGUGCUGUCUUUUGUUUUGCUGUUUGAAACAGACUGAAAAUGAACUUUAGUUUCAGCCUCAUGGCUGCACUGUUUUGUUUUCUGCCCUCUGAUUGAUGUUUUAAAACUUUACACAAAGAUUCUCCUGUUGGUAAUCCUGGAAAAUUAAAGUUUGCUUCUUUUUGCUUCUUCAGCCUUA
Molecule: messenger RNA, 6590 nt
Organism: Cheilinus undulatus (humphead wrasse)
Lineage: Eukaryota; Metazoa; Chordata; Actinopteri; Labriformes; Labridae
Product: regulator of nonsense transcripts 1-like
Exons: 24
Coding region: 169-3501 (1110 amino acids)
Biological process (GO): nuclear-transcribed mRNA catabolic process, nonsense-mediated decay
Cellular component (GO): cytoplasm
Molecular function (GO): RNA binding; RNA helicase activity; ATP binding
Source: RefSeq, a predicted model, not a curated record